Paramecium sonneborni is the source of this 1635-nucleotide messenger RNA. The record is from the annotation of a GenBank genome assembly. Lineage: Eukaryota; Ciliophora; Oligohymenophorea; Peniculida; Parameciidae.
AUGAAUAAAAUAUUUUUUCCAAAAAGAAGAAAGCUUUUUUAGUGUCCUGAGACUGUUACUGAAUCCUAGUUAUAAACAACUCGAUCAGUUACUGUAUAUAUUAUUUCUUCAAUGCUCAGUCAACCAAUUAAGAUGUGCCAAGAAUAAUAAUAAAAACAGAAGAGAGUGAAGGGAUUUCAAUUCCAAAAGAUACAAGAUUAAAAAAUUGGAAUGAUGUGUUUGGAGAUUUUUUAUCUGAAGCAUUAUUAAGGAGAAAAUAGACAUAAUUAAAAAGAAAUACAGAGACUGCAAUUGAUAGAGCAUACUUACAUGAAGUUCCUUUAAAAAUACAUAAUGCAAUGACAAUAAGUCCAUCAAUAAGAAGUAAUUUCACAAAAUAUAUAUUGGGGGAAAUUUCUGCAGAAGAAUUUGUGAUUAGAAAAAAUUAAUCAUAAAAACUUGAUAAAUUAAUUCCAGCAGUUAAAAAGAAAUAAAAAAGACCCAAAAUUAAUGUGUAUCAAUAUAUAUCAAUACUAUUAGAACAUAUAGAAGAUCUGCUGUAACAGAUGAAGGUAAUCAUGACAUAGCUUUUUUAUAAUUAUUAGAUGAAAAAAAUGAAGAAAUGAUUAAAAAACAACAAGCAUUAGAUAGAUUUGAUAUAAUAAGAGAUCUUAUAGAAGAAAAAAUAGAUAAAAGAGAAAAAGAAGAUCUUGUAAAGAGAAGCAGAGAAUUAAAGAAUGUUGGAAUGAUCAAAUAAAUGUAUGAUAUAAGUGAUCAGUAUAUUCAAAAUUUAUAAAUGAAAUUUGAACAAAAAGAUAUAAAUACAAACAAAAAAUUAUUAUUUAAAGGUAAUUCAGUUAAUAUUAUUUAACAUUAAAAUCCAUAUUAAUUAUUAAAUUCAAGAAAUCAUUAAAAUCCUAAUAAAGUUAAAUAUGAAGCACCAUAAGAAAAAUAUGUAAUACGUCAUUUAGUAAAUAAAAAGGCUAAAUAAUAUAUGGAAGAAUUACUUAUUAAAGAUUAUAUUGAAAAUGAAAAAUCAAAAAAGUAGAUUUAUGUUAAUUAUCAAUUCAAGAAAAACAUUAUUCCCAAAUCUACUAAAUCUAAUACACCAUAAACAUUUGAUUAAAGUGAAUAAAAUAAUAUUAAACAAAUUUAUCCUUUUAUAAAAAAGGGUAUAAAAGGAAAUUAAAUUGUUAAAAAUCAAUUAAUCAAUAAUGAUUUAGAAUUAAUAAAAUACAUAACUAACUAUCCAAAAUAUGAUCCAUAUAAAGACAAAGAUGUUUAGGAAUAAAUCUAAAAAGAUAUUCUUGAUGCUGGAGGAUUAUCAUCAAAUAGAAAUAUUAAAAUUCCUUAAAGAAAAUUAGAAUAAUCAUUUAAGAAUCAUAAAUUGAGGAACCUAAAGAAAAGUGCAUCAUUAGAUUCUAGGACAGAUGAUGAAUCAUUAAAUUCUAUGUAUGAAUUUAAUGUAGAUAAUCUUUACUAAUAAAGUAUGAAAUUGUAAGAAAAACUACUAGAAAAGUAAUACACAGAUGGGUUUAGUAAAACUAUAAAGGCAAUAUAAAAAAAUUAAUUAUUAAGAAAGUAUUUCAUUGAUUUUAAAAUAGUGAUAUAAUUUUAAAAAAUAUAUAAAAACUUGAAGGGAUAUCUCCAAUCUGA